AUCCUGCCUUGUAUCAAUGGCUCAGGUUGGUGGUGGUGUAGUGGAUCCAUCCUGCCUUGUAUCAAUGGUUCAGGAUGGUGGUGGUGAUGGUGGUGGUGUAGUGGAUCCACCCUGCCUUGUAUCCAUGGUUCAGGAUGGUGGUGGUGAUGGUGGUGGUGUAGUGGAUCCAUCCUGCCUUGUAUCAAUGGUUCAUGAUGGUGGUGGUGAUGGUGGUGGUGUAGUGGAUCCACCCUGCCUUGUAUCAAUGGUUCAGGGUGGUGGUGGUGGUGUAUGGUGUAGUGGAUCCAUCCUGCCUUGUAUCAAUGGUUCAGGAUGGUGGUGGAUGGUGGUGGUGUAGUGGAUCCACCCUGCCUUGUAUCAAUGGUUCAGGAUGGUGGUG
Messenger RNA from Staurois parvus, 379 nucleotides. Lineage: Eukaryota; Metazoa; Chordata; Amphibia; Anura; Ranidae. The record is from the annotation of a GenBank genome assembly.